Molecule: messenger RNA, 1749 nt
Organism: Pecten maximus
Lineage: Eukaryota; Metazoa; Mollusca; Bivalvia; Pectinida; Pectinidae
Product: protein atonal homolog 8-like
Exons: 1
Coding region: 360-1052 (230 amino acids)
Biological process (GO): developmental process; regulation of transcription by RNA polymerase II
Molecular function (GO): RNA polymerase II transcription regulatory region sequence-specific DNA binding; DNA-binding transcription factor activity, RNA polymerase II-specific; protein dimerization activity
Source: RefSeq, a predicted model, not a curated record
AGUGUGCCACAGAUUAUAGGGCAACACGACUGAGCAGACGACACUUGAAAUUGUACGACUGGCCCGUGAAUGUCUCGUGUCUCCAACUUUUCAUGGAACAAACAGCUUAAACAAGUCUUGCACCUGUGUGGACUCAGAAGUGUACGUGUAAAUUGACAAUUCAGUCAUUUUCAACUGUCACCAGUGACUAGAAGUUUUACUCAAGAAAUAAUUAAUCAGGUAAAAUAACUUGUACCUGCAAUUGAACUUUUUCAUAAACAACUGAUUCUGAUGAUGAAUUGAAUUAGUAAUCCUGAAAGUGCCGAGGCGACGUUAGGAAAGUGUUAUAGAACUUUGCUGAGGUGUUUUAUUGUAUCGUAAUGGAGGUGCAGUCCCAACACCAGGACCACUGCGACAUGCAGCCAUACGACACAACCAAUAUCUCUCCUUACGACAUGACGUCAUCAUCGUCGACGUCAUCAUCUCCAGGGUCAAUCAUCUCGAGCGGUAUGUACCCCGAGUACACGGACUGGGGUCAUCCUCAGCAGCCCGAACUUCACCAAUAUGUGCCAUACCCCCAAAUCCCCCAGACGGACAUUGUGGCCCCAGGGUCAUUCUGGCAGGGGGACAUGCACCCGGGACUACCAUCAAACUUUUCCUACACCACGAUGGAGCGAGUACCCAGCUAUGAGUACAACACCGGACUGGUGAACCCCGUACCUACUCCAAUAGUAACCGGAAACAACAUCACUGUUAAUAUUUCAAAAUCCGGAAAAACUAAACGGAAACGGGUGCAGAGCGUUCCUCAGCGAAGAGCAGCCAAUAUCCGGGAGAGACGACGAAUGUUUCAUCUAAACGAAGCUUUCGACAGUCUCCGAAAGCGCUUACCCGCAUUUAACUACGAGAAACGGUUAUCGCGGAUCGAAACCCUGCGCCUUGCUAUGACUUAUAUCGGAUUCAUGAAGGACAUCUCGGAUGGCGAGGACCCGAAAGAUGUAAAACUUCAGGCCUUUAAGUCCAACAGUGAUAUUUUCGGAGACUUACAGGAGGAAGAAAAUAAACUGUCAUCGUAACUUUUGACUGAUUAUUGGUAGUGAAAAGGAGAUUAGCACGUGACUGUACCUUAAAGACUAGUCAAUUUGUUUACGUAUAAACAGUGCGUUACAACAGGUAUUUGAUUAUUGUUUAACUGCAUCGAAUUCCAUUUUUGCUAUCGUUAUGUUGCGAUGCCAUAAUGUGUUUCUUCAUCCUGUUCCUGUGAGCUUUAAUAUGAUAUAUUCUGGAGAGCUAAAACAACCAUCAAAUUAUCGUAUAAAUAUUAAUGUAAUGUUUACAAACAAUAUUUUCACGGUCUGAAAUCCUAUUGUAUAUUGUUUUAUAUUUUCACCGUCAGAAUUGAAGCUUUCUUUGCUAAUACGCCAGUGUUAUAAAGAUGAUAGUUAUAUGUUAAAGUAACAUAUCCUAUACAAUACUUAUAUUAAAAAAUCCACAGAGUGUUCAACCAAAGUGCAAUUAGAAUAUCUAGGUAUUAUUUUAUGAAUUCCUGAAGUCAUCAAUAUUUGAUGUACCUUGUAUGUGUUCAAUGGCUAUUUCACCAAAAGUGCGAUUUAUCUUGUAUGUAAAGUGACACUAUUAAUUAAUAACUUGAUGCUCUAAUUUAACAUAUUUUAUUGUAUAUACAUGUUUUAUUUUUUGUCUUUUUGUGACAAAACAGAAAGCAUAUUAUCUUGUUAUGCAUAUUAUUAUUUUUAAAUAAAAACUAUUACCGAA